Messenger RNA from Clupea harengus (Atlantic herring), 2520 nucleotides. RefSeq lists its product as uncharacterized. The record is from RefSeq and is a predicted model, not a curated record. Lineage: Eukaryota; Metazoa; Chordata; Actinopteri; Clupeiformes; Clupeidae.
CUCUUAACUCUGUGUAGCAUUCGAGGCAAGUCAGACUACCAGUGUCUCCUCAUUGAUCAGCUCUUCCUCACCCGAGCGCAGCCAAACCUCAGCACAGGAUGUUAAAGUUGCUUAUUUUGUUGAUCUUUGCCAUUGCUGGCCUCAGUGCACUUCCUCUGAGGAAGGCUGGCACAGGUCAUGUGAUGAAUGUAGGGAGGGAGAGGCAUGUGCCCCUGCACAGACCAAUGGAGGUGGGAAUCCCACUGGAGAGGCGGGUAGUUCCAGGUGUUCCUGCAGACAACCGCAGACAGGGAACAGAACCAUCUCGCCGCUUCCUGGUGGACCUACACACAGGCCUGUUGAAGGACUACGUCGGCGAGAUGAGCAGAAGACCAUCAGGCUUCUACGUCCCUCCCCCCAGAGAUGGCUUCAGGCAGGGCACUGAGAACUCCCACGCCACCCUGGUGGACUCAAGGACAGGCCUGCUGCUGCAGUCUGCCUCUGAGAUGAUGAGGGGACACAUCGCAGGUGAGGACACCCACCUUGUCCACUCAGAUGAGUUCAGGGAUGGCAUUGAAUCUUCCUGGUUGGAGGUUAAGGACACACAAGGCAAAGAAACUGUGAAAGAGGAGAAAGAGGUGGUGGCUGUUCCUCUCGUCAAGGGAGGAUGGAUGAGAGACGGUCUUAGUCUGGACCCAAUUCAGUCAUCUGGUUCUGAAGAACUCAACAAACAGGUUCUGAGAGCAGCUCCUGAGGAGAACCGCAGACAGGGCACAGAACCGUCCCGCCGCUUCCUGGUGGACCUGAGGACAGGCCUGUUGAAGGACUACGUUGGCGAGAUGAGGAGGAGACCAUCAGGCUUCUACGUCCCUCCCCCCAGAGAUGGCUUCAGGCAGGGCACUGAGAACUCCCAUGCCACCCUGGUGGACUCAAGGACAGGCCUGCUGCUGCAGUCUGCCUCUGAGAUGAUGAGGGGACACAUCACAGCCACUAUCCCUCUUGUCUUGGACGAGUUCAAGCAUGGCAUUGAAUAUUCCCAGUUUAAAAUAAAGGACGACAGACUGAAUGAAAUUAUGGAGCCAGUCGAUGACACUAUGGAAGGUGAGGUUCAUUAUCCUGCCGAGGAGGUAAAACAUGAUAUUGAUCAGGCCAAAGCAACAGAGCUAAGAGUCAACCCCGUUAACACUGUUAGCCAGGCAAGUGAAGCCUCCAUGGAGAACCGCAGGCAGGGCACAGAACCGUCCCGCCGCUUCCUGGUGGACCUGAGGACAGGCCUGUUGAAGGACUAUGUUGGUGAGAUGAACAGGAGACCAUCAGGCUUCUACGUCCCUCCCCCCAGAGAUGGCUUCAGGCAGGGCACUGAGAACUCCCACGCCACCCUGGUGGACUCAAGGACUGGCCUGCUGCUUCAGUCUGCCUCUGAGAUGAUGAGGGGACACGUAGCAGCCACUAUCCCACUUGUCUUGGACGAGUUCAAGCAUGGCCUUGAAUAUUCCCAGUUUAAAAUAAAGGACGACAGACAAAAUGAAAUCAUGGAGCCAGUCGACAACCCUAUGGAAGUUAGCCAGGCGAGUGAAGCCCCCAUGGAGAACCGCAGGCUGGGCACAGAACCAUCACGCCGCUUCCUGGUGGACCUGAGGACAGGCCUGUUGAAGGACUACGUUGGUGAGAUGAGCAGGAGACCAUCCGGCUUCUACGUCCCUCCCCCCAGAGAUGACUUCAGGCAGGGCACUGAGAACUCCCACGCCACCCUGGUGGACUCAAGGACAGGCUUGCUGCUGCAGUCUGCCUCUGAGAUGCAGAGGGGACACGUCGCAGCCACUAUCCCUCUUGUCUUGGAUGAGUUCAAGCAUGGCAUUGAAUAUUCCCAGUUUGAAAUAAAGGACGACAGACAGAAUGAAAUCAUGGAGCCAGUCCAUGACACUAUGGAAGAUGAGUUCAGCCAUAGUAUGGAGUACUCCCAUUUUAAAAUGAGGAACGAAAUCAUGGACCCAGCCAAGAAGACAGAGAAAGCUGUUUGGUUAAAGGAGACACUCCCUGUGGACGUGACGUGCUCCGGUGAAAUCAUUGAUGGCAGGUGUUACCAGUUCAACCCAACCCCUCUGACCUUCAGUGAGGCAGAGUCUUUCUGUCAGGACCUCUAUGCUGAUGGCCAUAUUGCUGCGGUGACCAGUGCUGACCUACACACACGCAUCGUCUCCAUGGCGAUGAUAGCCACUAAUGGCCCCGCCCUCACCUGGCUGGGAGGAGUCAAAAAGGGUCAGCGGUAUGAGUGGCUAGACGGCUCCGCUUGGGGCUACACUGACUGGAUGCCUGGCCAUCCCAAUCUGCAGAGAGGCAGGGUCACAUGUGUGGAGAUGUUCAGAAUGGAGGUGAGCUGGUGGACAUCUGUAGACUGCAAUCUGAAGAGGGCUUCCAUCUGCUCUUUCCCCAUGGCAGCAUGAGGGGCCACCCAGCAUCUCAAUGCUUUGGAUUCAUUGAUGUCAUGAUUUGGAUAAAAGUGAUACUACUCUGUAAUUCAAAAUAAAAACUUGAAAGGCC